AUGCCUCGAAACUCGGGGGUGCGAUGGCGCGCCAGCCAGAGAGAAGCUCGUCUUCGUGCAAGCGGUCGUCGACCAGGUGGCAUCAAGUCUAUGUUUAAACGGACGGAUGUUGUCCACGAGAAAACACAACGCGUUCGUGUCAGGAAGGGCCAUGUAGUUGGAAGCCUCAAGAAGUACACAGUCUUGCAUUUUGCGAGAGGAAGUCGCGCGUCACAGACAUGGUGCAUGGCUAUGGGAUAUCGAUAG
This is a messenger RNA of Peronospora matthiolae, 246 nucleotides long. Lineage: Eukaryota; Oomycota; Peronosporomycetes; Peronosporales; Peronosporaceae. The record is from the annotation of a GenBank genome assembly.